Aphidius gifuensis is the source of this 532-nucleotide messenger RNA. Its product is annotated as larval cuticle protein LCP-17-like. The coding region runs from base 68 to 457 and encodes 129 amino acids. The record is from RefSeq and is a predicted model, not a curated record. Gene Ontology annotation, cellular component: chitin-based extracellular matrix. The transcript has a single exon. Lineage: Eukaryota; Metazoa; Arthropoda; Insecta; Hymenoptera; Braconidae. Gene Ontology annotation, molecular function: structural constituent of chitin-based larval cuticle.
AAGAGCCAAGAUAACUGACAACUUCAUCAGUAGUAAUUCAACUCAUCUACCGAACUCAUCAUCAACAAUGAAUACUUUUUUAAUCGUGAGUCUUGCCAUGAUGGCAAUAACAAGUGCUGCUGUAUUACCAUCACAACCAAUUGCAAUUCUUCGUCAAGUUCAAGACGUUACUUUUGAUGGAGGAUUUGUAAAUCAAUUUGAAACUGAAAAUGGUAUAUCUGUCAAUGAAAAAGGAAUUGUUAAAAAUGCUGGAUCUGCUAAUCCAAUAUCUGAAGUUACUGGUACAUCUUCAUGGACUGCUCCAGAUGGUACACCAAUUGAAAUUAAAUAUAUUGCCAAUGAAAAUGGUGCCCAAUUCAGUGGAGCUAGUGUACCAAAAAUUCCACCAGCAAUUCAAAGAGCACUUGAAUGGAUUCAAGCACAUCCAUAUGUUGAACCAGCACAGAAGAAAUUUUAAUAAUAUACCUUUUUUAAAUAUCAACAUUUAAGAUAUAUAAUAUGUUUUUUUUCAACUAAUUGAAAUUUAUUUCAU